AUGGAAAGUCCGCUGGCUGCCAAGUACUUCAGCCAACGCACGACUCCUGGCAGUUUAAUCAUAUCGCAGGCAACUGGCGUGGGGGCAGAAUGGGCAGCCUGGCCCUGGGCGGCGGGUUUGGACACCCCAGAGCAGCAGCAGGCGCUUUCUCGGACUAUCCGUGCCGUGCACGAGAAGUCUGGAUACUGGUUCCAACAGCUCUUCCAUGUUGGUCGGUGUACCUCCCCGGCGCUCGUGAAGCUGGCGCGAGACCGCGCAGGUUUGCCAAACCCACCUCCAUACUCAUACCGUGGGGUGUCGGCAUCGGCUGUUGCAGAGUCUGGGAUCAAUACACACUCUGGAGAGCCUUUUGGUGAGCCGCAUCCUCUAACGGUCGAAGAAAUCCAUCGUAUUCGAGAUGACUAUAAAAGAACGGCCCAAAGCUCCGUGGAUGCUGGUGCAGAUGGCAUUGAGGACUUGGCGGGGAAUGGGUUUUUACUUGACCAAUUUCUGCAUGACAAUAUCAAUCAACGUACCGAUGAAUAUGGCGGCAGUGUUGAGAACAGAUCCCGCUUUGUGCUAGAAGUCGUGGACGCUGUUGCAGAAGUGGUUGGUUACCAGCGCAUUGGUGUGCGCGUAAGCCCAUUUUCCAACUUCCACGAGACCGAUGGCUCUCAACCGCUGGAGCAAAUACUACAUCUUAGCCGCCACCUGGCCCUUCGUGGCAUCGCUUAUCUCCAUGUUGGAGAGGCUCGCGUGUCUCGAAAUCUUGAUGUUGAAGCCAACCUCAAGCGACUGCUUGAUAAAGGGAUCGAGCAAGACGACCUCUCUUUGCGCCCAUUUCGACGGUUACUUCGAGAAACCCUUCCAGAAAAUCCUACCCUCACACCAACGGUUUUGGUGGGGACUGGUGGGUAUACUGCUGUGACUGGGAUUCUCACAGUUGAGCAAGAUCUAGCGGAUGCAGUGUCAUUUGGUCGACGCUUCAUUUCGAACCCGGAUCUGGUGGAACGCCUACGGUUCGGAUACCCCUUGACCCCAUACGAUCGGAGUACUUUCUACACACAUGGUGCAGAAGGCUAUACGACGUAUCCCACCUACAGGUCGACACAAGUUGGGAUCUCUGAGGCAACUGAUAUAUCCGCGUCUGCUUCUGAGCGCAAGAAAAAGCGGGUGGCCAUAAUUGGAGCUGGAAUCAGCGGCAUCGUUUCCGCCGCAGCCCUGCAGCGUGUUGGUGGGUUUGAUAUCCAGCUCUACGAACGCUGA
Messenger RNA from Aspergillus calidoustus, 1245 nucleotides. Lineage: Eukaryota; Fungi; Ascomycota; Eurotiomycetes; Eurotiales; Aspergillaceae. The record is from the annotation of a GenBank genome assembly.